Molecule: messenger RNA, 2982 nt
Organism: Pan troglodytes (chimpanzee)
Lineage: Eukaryota; Metazoa; Chordata; Mammalia; Primates; Hominidae
Gene: OR52H1
Product: olfactory receptor family 52 subfamily H member 1
Exons: 1
Coding region: 91-1053 (320 amino acids)
Biological process (GO): G protein-coupled receptor signaling pathway
Cellular component (GO): plasma membrane
Molecular function (GO): olfactory receptor activity; G protein-coupled receptor activity
Source: RefSeq, a predicted model, not a curated record
AGGAGGCAAUAAUGAUAAUUAGUUGAAAGUUUGAGAGUUACUCAAGUUUCUCUAUCCUUAAUCACCCUCUGUCUUUAGGGGCUGAGAUUUAUGCCAUCUGCCUCUGCCAUGAUCAUUUUCAACCUGAGCAGUUACAAUCCAGGACCCUUCAUUCUGGUAGGGAUCCCAGGCCUGGAGCAAUUCCAUGUGUGGAUUGGAAUUCCCUUCUGUAUCAUCUACAUUGUAGCUGUUGUGGAAAACUGCAUCCUUCUCUACCUCAUUGUGGUGGAGCAUAGUCUUCAUGAACCCAUGUUCUUCUUUCUCUCCAUGCUGGCCAUGACUGACCUCAUCUUGUCCACAGCUGGUGUGCCUAAAACACUCAGUAUCUUUUGGCUAGGGGCUCGCGAAAUCACAUUCCCAGGAUGCCUUACACAAAUGUUCUUCCUUCACUAUAGCUUUGUCCUGGAUUCAGCCAUUCUGAUGGCCAUGGCAUUUGAUCGCUAUGUAGCUAUCUGUUCUCCCUUGAGAUAUACCACCAUCUUGACUCCCAAGACCAUCAUCAAGAGUGCUAUGGGCAUCUCCUUUCGAAGCUUCUGCAUCAUCCUGCCAGAUGUAUUCUUGCUGACACGCCUGCCUUUCUGCAGGACACACAACAUACCCCACACAUACUGUGAGCAUAUAGGUGUUGCCCGGCUCGCCUGUGCUGAUAUCUCCAUCAACAUCUGGUAUGGCUUUUGUGUUCCCAUCAUGACGGUCAUCUCAGAUGUGAUUCUCAUUGCUGUUUCCUACGCCCUCAUCCUCUGUGCUGUCUUUCGCCUUCCCUCCCAAGACGCCCGCCAGAAAGCCCUCGGCACUUGUGGUUCUCAUGCCUGUGUCAUCCUCAUGUUUUAUACACCUGCCUUUUUCUCCAUCCUUGCCCAUCGCUUUGGACACAAUGUCUCUUGCACCUUCCACAUCAUGUUUGCCAAUCUCUACAUUGUUAUCCCACCUGCACUCAACCCCAUGGUUUACGGAGUGAAGACCAAGCAGAUCAGAGAUAAGGUUAUACUUUUGUUUUCUAAGGGUACAGGAUGAUGUUUUACUAGGAUAAGUUUAUAGUGUACAGAAAUGUAGAAAGAGUGAAAUGGCAAAUGCUCUUUAAAGCAAGAACUACCUGAAGCUGCUUUCAUGUGCCAAGAAUGUGGCAUGAUCUGUAUGAAAAUGAUGGUCCUAUGUAUAAAAUAAAAUCCUUGAUGACCUCUUUGCUUGUGAAAUAGGGGGCUGUACAGAAUAUGAUCAGGAAGAAGGAGAUGAAAACGCAGAGCCAAAUUACUCUAAAUUGAAAAAGAGAUAAAAAUUUGGAAAUUGAGAUUUGCAGCUAUUAUAAGUGAGUUUGUUAAGUAAAACAGAAACACUGAGGAAGAGGGAAUGAAAGUAAAAAGAUCAGUGAGAAAUUUCUCAGUGAGAGGAUUACCAGGUGGAUAUUUAGGACAUUAAUGAUAACAUUUGAUUCUAAUUAUCUUCCUUUUAUGUUUCACUGUAAUUCCCUUUAAAUGUUUCCUCCCUAUACACACACAAUAUGAAAAAUUGAAGAGCCUUCAGUACAAGCCUGCUAAAAUAAUGUUAUAUCAGCAGUGCUAUGAAGGGAAUGAGUGAAUUAGCAUAUUGAUCAAUGAAUGGCAGGGUUGCUGGCUUUGGUGCUGGGAGAGGAGAGUCGGUUCUAGGCCCGAAGAUGCAUUGAGAAAGUGAGCUGCAGAGGUAGUACUGGGAGAACAUAACCCCUCAAAAUAGUUGGAGAUUUGAGUCAAGAGCUGGACUUCUCACAGUACACAGAUUAGACUUCUGUACAUUUAGAAACUAAAGUAAAAAUGGAACCAUACUAGUUAGAGGAUCUGUGGAACACUGUUCUAUAUACUGCAGUUCCUUGAUUGCAAGACACAUUUUUACAGUGAGGAGAGGGAAUGAGGAUGGGAAAACUACAAUAAAGUAACAUAUCCAUGGAAAAAUGCAUCCAAAUUUUGUAAGCAUUGGAACUGAGAAAAUACUGUAUGUUGAGAUCAAAGAAGGAAAUUAGAAGCAUAAUCAUAAACUGCUAUGAAAUGUAGAGUUGAUCUAUGCCAGUGGUUUCCGAGGUAAUCCUAAAGAGCUGGAUUCUGAGAGGUUGCUUUAAGGUGCAUCUCAAGGCCUAUGUGAAGGAAGUUUCUUGUCUUAUUUUUCCACAAUCACAGCAGAUCUGAUAUUAUCUAGUUUUGCUUGUGUAUCAAGCACUUAGGUAAGAUUCUACUUGAACGAUAAAGUUUCUCCAAUAAAUCCUGUUUUGAAAAUCAUCCAUUCUUUGGCUGUUAUUAAAAUGUGAAAAGAAAAACAGGUGCUGGUGAGGUUAUGGAGAAAAAGGAACACUUAUACAUUGAGAGUGGGAGUGUAAAUUAGUUCAACCAUUGUAGAAGACAGUGUGGCAAUUUCUCAAAGACCUAAAGACAGAAAUAUCAUUUGACCCAGCAAUCCCAUUACUGGGUAUAUACAAAGGAAUAUAAAUGGUUCUAUUAUAAAGACACAUGCAUGCAUAUGUUCAUUGCAUCAAUAUUUACAAUAGCAAAGACAUGGAAUCAACCCAAAUGCCCAUCAGUGUUACACUGGAUAAAAAAACGUGGUACAUAUACACCAUGGAACACUAUGCAGCCAUAAAAAACAAUGAGAUCAUGUCCUGUGCAGGAACAUGGAUGGAGCUGGAGGCCAUUAUCCUUAGCAAACUAACACAGGAACAGAAAACCAAAUACUGUAUGUUCUUACUUAUAAGUGGGAACUAAAUGAUGAGAACACAUGGACACAUAGAGGGGAACAACACACGCUGGGGCCUAUCAGAGGGUAGAGGAUGAGAGAAGGGAGAGGAUCAGGAAAAAUAACUAAUGGGUACUAGGCUUAAUAUCCGGGUGAUGAAAUAAUCUGUACAACAAACCCCCAUGACACAAGUUUACCUACGUAACAAACCUGCACAUGCAUCCUAGAACUUAAAAGCAAAAGUAA